Molecule: messenger RNA, 3405 nt
Organism: Brachypodium distachyon (stiff brome)
Lineage: Eukaryota; Viridiplantae; Streptophyta; Magnoliopsida; Poales; Poaceae
Product: disease resistance protein RPM1
Exons: 3
Coding region: 286-3006 (906 amino acids)
Biological process (GO): defense response to other organism
Molecular function (GO): ADP binding
Source: RefSeq, a predicted model, not a curated record
CACAUGCCCCGUUGCGUGUCAACCACAAGAAUGGCGGCUCCCGAAGUCAGAGCUGGCGGCUACUUCCCAAUCCGUCCGAGCUGAUAGGGUCAUAGGGUCCUUCGGGCUAGUUCACAAGCUUCCGAGCUCCCACAUAGCUGCUGCUGCCGCCGCCGCCGCCGCCGCGACGGCCUCGUCUGCCUCAAUCAUCAUCAGGAUUCAGGAGGUACAAGCAACGCAAACUGCAGGUUAUCUUGCCAAUGUUGUCCCAGUAAGAACAGUUCUAGCCUGAUUCAAAAGGUGAAUAUGGCAGAAGCUUUAAUCGUAGUGGUUCUUCAAAAGAUUACCCUGGCACUUGGAGCAGAGGGAAUCAAAACACUUGCUUCUAACUUCAAGAAGCAAGCACCUGACCUACUAGAAGUUACCAGUAGAAUAAGGCUACUUCAAAGUGAUUUUUCAAUGAUGCAAGCAUUCCUAAGUCAAGCAGAUGUUCGCAGGUCCAAUGAUAAGGUACUGGAGGCCUGGAUAGAACAGGUGAGGCAAGCAGCCCAUGAAGCUGAGGACGUCGUUGAUGAGUACACUUAUCAUGUUGGACAAAUGGAAGGGACAAACAGUUUCCUGAAGAAAGCUCUGAACCAAGCAGCAGAAAUUAAGAGAUGGCGGAAGCUUGCAGCUCAGGCUAAAUUAGUAGAGGAUCGUCUUCAAAAGAUUACAGAAACCAAGAAUAGGUUUGAUGUCUCAUUUGCAAGUGGCAGAAUAGACAAUACGUCGAGCUAUUCCGGUAAUCACCAACAUCUGUCUGAAUAUUCAUGUCUGAAUGGUGAUGUUGAUUUUGUGGGGAAUGUUACAGAGUUAAAGCAGCUAACAGACUGGUUGUCAGACGAUAAAAAAGGUCAUAGUAUAAUCUCGAUAUGUGGAAUGGGAGGGUUGGGUAAGACAACUCUUGCUGGUAGCAUCUACAAGAAGGAAGAGAUUAAAAGAAUGUUUGCCUGCUGUGCAUGGAUAUCGGUCUCUCAAAGUUACAGGGUCAAAGACCUCCUCAAAAGAAUCCUACUGCAGCUUAUGCCAAAAAAUGUGAACAUUCCAGAGGGGUUUGACACUAUGGAUUGUCUGAAUCUAGUGCAACUGCUUCAGAGAUAUCUACAUGACAAGAGAUACCUGAUUGUGUUAGAUGAUUUGUGGAGUAGGGAUGCUUGGAAGUUUCUAGCUAAUGCAUUUGUUAAGAACAACAGUGGGAGCCGAAUAGUUAUCACAACUCGGAUCGAAACUGUCGCAUCUUUAGCGGAUGUGGAUUGCGAAAUGAAGCUUAGACUUCUGCCCAAGGAAGAAGCAUGGACCCUUUUCUGUCGAAAGGCUUUCUCGAGAUUAGAAGACCGAAGCUGCCCCCUCAAUCUCAAGGCCUGUGCUGAAAGAAUUGUGGAGAAGUGCCAGGGUUUGCCGCUCGCUCUUGUUGCUAUUGGGAGCCUCUUGUCCUACAAAGAAAUAGAGGAGCAUGAGUGGGACUUGUUCUAUAGCCAACUUAGGUGGCAGUUGGAUAACAACCCGGAGCUGAGCUGGGUUGCUAGCAUUCUGAAUCUCAGUUACAACGAUCUCCCUGGUUACUUGAAGAAUUGCUUUCUUUACUGUUGCCUGUUCCCUGAAGAUUAUGAAAUAGGAAGAAAGCGAUUAAUCAGAUUGUUGAUAGCUGAAGGACUUGUUGAGGAUAGAGGGCCUGAGUCGACCCUAACAGAUGUUGCUUCAUGUUACCUGAAGGAACUUGCUAACCGUUCACUGAUCCAGGUUGUCGCAAGGAACGAAUACGGAAGACCGAAGAAGUUCCAGAUGCAUGACCUUGUGAGAGAAAUAUCAUUGAACAUAUCCAAGAAGGAAAAAUUUGCUACUACAUGGGACUGCCCUAACUCACGCGGUAUUUCCGAUGGAUGUCGUCGCAUCUCCAUACAAAAGGAUGGUACUUUAACACAAGCAGCGCAAAGCUCAGGACAGCUCAGGUCCAUUUUUGUGUUUGUAGUAGAAGUGUCACCGUCUUGGUUCAGAGAAUGUUACCCAUGCUUCCGAUUGCUAAGGGUACUGUGUCUGAGACACUGCAAUAUUAAGAAAGUGCCUGAUGCUAUGUCUGAUUUGUUUAACUUGCACUACCUAGACUUGGGACAUGCAAAUUUACAGGAGAUACCGAGAUUUAUCGGGAAGCUUAGCAAUCUCCAAACAUUGUAUCUGAGUGGUUCUGUAUUGGAGCUACCAAGCAGCAUCACAAUGCUAACAAAGCUUCAGCACCUCCUUAUAGACGUUGGACGGUUUGGGAAGUCAGCGAGUAAGAAAAUAAGUCACCUGGAAUAUUUGCAGACUCUGAGAAGUAUAGAAGCCAACAACUUCCUAGUUAAAAACCUUGCAUGCUUGACUAGGAUGAGAAGCCUUGGUGUCAUGAAGGUGCUAGGAUCCCACAACGCAGAUCUGUGGGCUUCGAUCAGCAAGAUGGCAGCUCUAAAUUCCUUGGCCGUGCUUGCAGCAGACCGUGAAAGUUCUAUCCUUGAUCUAGUGGGCUUGAAACCGUUACCACAACUGGAGAAGCUCAUGAUAAGUGGCAGGCUGCAUGAAGGAGCUAUUCCUCCCAUAUUUUGUCACUUUCCCAAACUGAGAAGCUUAAGGCUUUGCUAUUCCGGACUUAAUGAAGACCCACUUGCUCUGUUUGCUGACAUGUUUCGUAAUCUAGGCCAUCUUAACCUUUACCGGUGCUACAAUGGGAAAAAACUGACAUUCCAGGCCAGCUGGUUCGUCGAGCUCAAACACCUGUACUUGAGCUCCAUGAAUGAGCUCAAGGAGGUUGAGGUUGAGGAUGGCUCCAUGAAAAACUUGCAUCGGCUGGAGUUAUGGGGUCUGAAAAGUUUGACAUCUGUGCCGGAAGGCUUUGUGUACCUUAGGUCAGUGCAGCAGUUAUGCAUCGGUUCGAUGAUGCCUGAAGAGUUCCACAAGAGGUUAGUGGGAGCUGAUCAAUGGAUUGUUCAACACAUCCCCUACAUUGGAGAGCCGUGAUCGAGAUGACAUCCUCACAAGCAUAUUAUCUUCCACUUCCAGUCUACCUGUUUCAGAAAGAGAAGGGGAAAAAAGGACGAGAACACGUAGAUGUGCUAUAGGGUCGAUUUGCUGAAGGAAGCUACAUUUGAUGAACUGAGUGAACAUUCUGGCUCGAGCGAGAAGUUACAAAUCAGGCAUUAACAGCUAGCUGUAAAGAUUGCAACUCUUUAGAUUUGCAUCCUUAAAACUGGAGAUAUGAUUCCUUUUGUUAUCUCUCCGUGGCAUUCUUUUCCUGAACAGGCAAAACCGUAAUGUGUUUCUUUCAUUUGGACAGCAUCAAAUUAAAAGAGUGAUGUACGUUACACUUGACAGAUUCGGAUCCAAACCAUUGAUGAUAAUAUUAAGGAUGAGUAUAUA